GUGGCUGGGCCCCGGCUUGAUCCCCGAGCCCCGCGCUACGCCCGCUGCGCUCCGGCCGCCGGAGUCAUGUCUCUGCUGUGCGUCGGAGAGAAGUUCAACACAUACGUGACUCUGAAGGUGCAGAACGUGAAGAGCACUACCAUCGCUGUGCGAGGCAGCCAGCCCAGCUGGGAACAGGACUUCAUGUUCGAGAUCAACCGCCUGGAUCUGGGCCUGACGGUGGAGGUGUGGAACAAGGGUCUCAUCUGGGACACUAUGGUGGGCACUGUGUGGAUCCCACUGCGGACAAUUCGCCAGUCCAACGAGGAGGGUCCGGGAGAGUGGCUGACGCUGGACUCUCAGGCCAUCAUGGCAGACAGUGAGAUCUGUGGCACCAAGGACCCCACUUUCCACCGCAUCCUCCUAGAUGUGCACUUUGAGCUGCCCUUGGACAUCCCCGAGGAGGAGGCACGAUACUGGGCCAAGAAGCUGGAGCAGCUGAACGCCAUGCGCGACCAGGAUGAGUACUCCUUCCAGGACCAGCCGGACAAGCCGCUGCCUGUGCCCAGCAGCCAGUGUUGUAACUGGAAUUACUUUGGCUGGGGAGAGCAGAAUGAGGACCCCGACAGUGCGGUGGAUGACCGGGACAGCGACUAUCGGAGUGAGACCAGCAACAGCAUCCCGCCACCCUACUACACGACAUCGCAGCCCAAUGCCUCUGUGCACCAGUACUCCGUGCGGCCGCCCCCUCUGGGGUCCCGGGAGUCCUACAGUGACUCCAUGCACAGUUAUGAGGAGUUCUCAGAGCCUCGGGCACUCAGCCCCACAGGCAGCAGCCGCUAUGCCUCCUCCGGGGAGCUGAGCCAGGGUAGUUCUCAGCUGAGUGAGGACUUCGACCCCGAUGAGCACAGCCUACAAGGCUCGGAGCUGGAUGACGAAAGGGACCGCGAUUCCUAUCACUCCUGCCACAGCUCCGUGAGCUACCACAAGGACUCGCCCCACUGGGACCAGGGUGAGGAGGAUUUGGAAGAUGAGGAGCUGCCCGAGGAGGAAGAGGAGGAGGAGGAAGAGGAAGAAGAGGAGGAGGAGUUAGAGGAAGAGUUAGAGGAGGAGGAGGAGGUGCCCGAUGACCUGGCUAGCUAUGCCCAGCAGGAAGACACUACUGUGACUGAACCCAAAGAGUUCAAGCGCAUCAGCUUCCCACCGUCUGCACCUCAGAAGGAGGAUAAGGUCCCGACUGUGCCCACAGAAGCCCCUGAUGUGGCCAAGGGCAUCCCCAAGCCGACCACCCCUGAAGAGAUGGCAGCAGCAGAACGCACACAGGAAGCCGAGCCCCCCAAGGUUGAAGAGAGUUUCAGGUCUCGAGAGGAUGAGGAGGGCCAGGAAGGGCAAGACGCCAUGUCCAGGGCCAAAUCUAACUGGCUGCGAGCUUUCAACAAGGUGCGGAUGCAGCUGCAGGAGGCACGAGGAGAAGGAGAGAUGUCGAAGUCCCUGUGGUUCAAAGGCGGCCCAGGAGGUGGCCUCAUCAUCAUUGACAGUAUGCCGGACAUCCGGAAACGGAAGCCCAUUCCCCUCGUGAGCGAUCUGUCACUGGUCCAGUCGCGGAAGGCAGGCAUCACCUCCGCCUUGGCUUCCAGCACGUUGAACAACGAGGAGCUGAAAAACCACGUUUACAAGAAGACCCUACAAGCCUUAAUCUACCCCAUCUCCUGCACCACGCCGCACAACUUCGAGGUGUGGACGGCCACCACGCCCACCUACUGCUACGAGUGCGAGGGGCUGCUGUGGGGCAUCGCGCGGCAGGGCAUGCGCUGCACCGAGUGUGGCGUUAAGUGCCAUGAGAAGUGCCAGGACCUGCUCAACGCCGACUGCCUGCAGCGGGCGGCGGAGAAGAGCUCUAAGCAUGGUGCGGAAGACCGCACGCAGAACAUCAUCAUGGUGCUGAAGGACCGCAUGAAGAUCCGCGAGCGCAACAAGCCCGAGAUCUUCGAGCUGAUCCAGGAGGUCUUCGCCGUCACCAAGAGCGCCCACACACAGCAGAUGAAGGCUGUCAAGCAGAGUGUGCUGGACGGCACGUCCAAAUGGUCCGCCAAAAUCAGCAUCACAGUGGUGUGUGCCCAGGGUUUGCAGGCCAAGGACAAGACAGGAUCCAGUGAUCCCUAUGUCACUGUCCAGGUUGGGAAGACCAAGAAAAGGACAAAAACCAUCUAUGGGAACCUCAACCCGGUGUGGGAAGAGAAUUUCCACUUUGAGUGCCACAACUCCUCUGACCGGAUCAAAGUGCGCGUCUGGGAUGAAGACGAUGACAUCAAGUCCCGCGUGAAGCAGAGGUUUAAGAGGGAGUCGGAUGACUUCCUAGGGCAGACGAUCAUCGAGGUGCGGACACUCAGUGGCGAGAUGGAUGUGUGGUACAAUCUGGACAAGAGAACAGACAAGUCGGCCGUGUCAGGGGCCAUUCGGCUUCACAUCAGUGUGGAGAUCAAAGGGGAGGAGAAGGUGGCACCCUACCAUGUCCAGUACACCUGUCUGCAUGAGAACCUGUUCCACUUUGUGACGGAUGUGCAGAACAAUGGUGUGGUGAAGAUCCCUGAUGCCAAAGGUGACGAUGCCUGGAAAGUUUACUAUGAUGAGACGGCCCAGGAGAUCGUGGACGAGUUUGCCAUGCGCUAUGGCGUGGAGUCCAUCUACCAAGCCAUGACCCACUUUGCCUGCCUCUCCUCCAAGUACAUGUGCCCUGGGGUACCCGCUGUCAUGAGCACCCUGCUUGCCAACAUCAAUGCCUACUACGCACACACUACCGCCUCCACCAACGUGUCUGCCUCCGACCGCUUCGCCGCCUCCAACUUUGGGAAAGAGCGCUUUGUGAAGCUUCUGGAUCAGCUACACAACUCCCUGAGGAUCGACCUGUCCAUGUACCGGAACAACUUUCCAGCCAGCAGCCCCGAGCGGCUGCAGGACCUCAAGUCCACGGUGGACCUCCUCACCAGCAUCACGUUCUUCCGGAUGAAGGUUCAGGAGCUGCAGAGCCCCCCACGUGCCAGCCAGGUGGUGAAGGACUGCGUGAAGGCCUGCCUCAACUCUACCUACGAGUACAUCUUCAACAACUGCCACGAGCUGUAUGGGCGCGAGUACCAGACGGACCCGGCCAAGAAGGGGGAGGUCCCCCCAGAGGAGCAGGGCCCCAGCAUCAAGAACCUGGACUUCUGGUCCAAGCUGAUCACACUCAUCGUGUCCAUCAUCGAGGAGGAUAAGAAUUCCUACACGCCAUGCCUCAACCAGUUUCCGCAGGAACUGAAUGUGGGAAAGAUCAGCGCCGAGGUGAUGUGGAGCCUGUUUGCUCAAGACAUGAAGUACGCCAUGGAGGAACAUGACAAGCACAGGCUAUGCAAGAGCGCAGACUACAUGAACCUGCACUUCAAGGUCAAGUGGCUGUACAAUGAGUACGUGACCGAACUGCCCGCCUUCAAAGACCGAGUGCCAGAGUACCCUGCGUGGUUCGAACCCUUCGUCAUCCAAUGGUUAGACGAGAAUGAGGAGGUGUCCCGGGAUUUCCUACAUGGUGCGCUGGAGCGAGACAAGAAGGACGGGUUCCAGCAGACAUCGGAGCAUGCCCUGUUCUCCUGCUCCGUGGUGGACGUCUUCUCCCAGCUUAACCAGAGCUUCGAGAUCAUCAAAAAGCUGGAGUGUCCUGACCCCCAGAUCGUGGGCCACUACAUGAGGCGCUUCGCUAAGACCAUCAGCAACGUGCUUCUGCAGUACGCCGACAUCAUCUCCAAGGACUUCGCCUCCUACUGUUCCAAGGAGAAAGAGAAAGUGCCCUGCAUCCUCAUGAACAACACGCAGCAGCUGCGGGUCCAACUGGAGAAGAUGUUUGAGGCGAUGGGUGGGAAGGAGCUGGACGCCGAGGCCAGUGGCACCCUGAAGGACCUGCAGGUGAAACUCAACAGCGUCCUGGAUGAGCUCAGCCACGUGUUCGCCACCAGCUUCCAGCCGCACAUCGAGGAGUGUGUCAAACAGAUGGGUGACAUCCUGAGCCAGGUAAAAGGCACAGGCAACGUGCCCGCCAGUGCCUGCAGCAGUGUGGCCCAGGAUGCUGACAACGUGCUGCAGCCAAUUAUGGACCUGCUGGACAGCAACCUCACCCUGUUUGCCAAAAUCUGCGAGAAGACGGUUCUGAAGCGCGUGCUGAAGGAGCUGUGGAAGCUGGUGAUGAACACCAUGGAGAAGACCAUCGUUCUGCCGCCACUCACAGACCAGACGGGCACCCUCUUGAGAAAACAUGGCAAGGGCCUAGAAAAGGGCAGGGUGAAACUGCCAAGCCACUCAGACGGAACACAGAUGAUCUUCAAUGCGGCCAAGGAGCUGGGCCAGCUGUCUAAACUUAAGGAUCACAUGGUCCGUGAGGAAGCCAAGAGCUUGACCCCGAAGCAGUGCGCCGUGGUUGAACUGGCCCUGGAUACCAUCAAGCAAUACUUCCACGCGGGGGGCGUGGGCCUCAAGAAGACCUUCCUGGAGAAGAGCCCUGACCUCCAGUCCCUGCGCUACGCCCUGUCGCUCUACACGCAGGCCACCGACCUGCUCAUCAAAACCUUCGUGCAGACGCAGUCUGCGCAGGGCUCGGGUGUGGAAGACCCUGUAGGUGAAGUGUCUGUCCACGUGGAGUUGUUUACGCAUCCGGGAACUGGGGAGCAGAAAGUCACAGUGAAGGUGGUGGCUGCCAACGACCUUAAGUGGCAGACUUCCGGCAUCUUCCGCCCCUUCAUCGAGGUCAACAUUGUUGGGCCUCAGCUCAGUGACAAGAAGCGCAAGUUUGCCACCAAAUCCAAAAACAACAGCUGGGCGCCCAAGUACAACGAGAGCUUCCAAUUCUCGCUCAGCGCAGAUGCAGGCCCCGAAUGCUACGAGCUGCAGGUGUGCGUGAAGGACUACUGCUUCGCGCGCGAGGACCGCACGGUGGGGCUGGCGGUGCUGCAGCUCCGGGAACUGGCCCAGCGCGGGAGCGCCGCGUGCUGGCUGCCACUCGGCCGCCGCAUCCACAUGGACGACACGGGGCUCACAGUGCUGCGCAUCCUGUCGCAGCGCAGCAACGACGAGGUGGCCAAGGAGUUCGUCAAGCUCAAGUCAGACACGCGCUCCGCCGAGGAGGGCGGUGCCGCGCCUGCACCCUAGCGCGAGUUAGGGUGGGGUGGGGCCUGGGAGCGAAUGAGGCCCCGCCCCGUAGACCCCGCCCUUUCUAGAGGCCACACCCCUCCACCUCAGUGGCCUUGGCUGGAGAGGCCCUGCCUCCUGCCCCUAGAAAAGCCAUAGAGGGUCCGGUGCCCAGGGCAUGAACUGGCAGGGCUGCCUGGAGGCCGGGACGCAGCCUCUGGUUUCUGUGCAAAAAAACAGUGCGGGAUGGGCUCUCAAAAGCACACGCGCCCUCGGGUGCACACCUGGGGCUGAGGGCGCCCCUCCACGCGGACCCCGCCCUCAGCACAGCGUGCCCACUGGCAGCUGGCGACCCCCUGAUCGUGCCACGCACGGUGGGCUGAGCGCCGACAGAUGUUCCAGCCCCCAUCGCUGCUAAAUCUCCUUCUGCCCAAUUCUUCCCCUGUCCCCCCCCUCCCCUCCGGGCCAGGGUCCCCGUUAAACCCUCAGGCUGCCAAAAAAGAUCCCUAUCCGAGCCCUUCCUCCUGGGACUUUAGCCUGAACUGACAUACAACCUAGAGUUCCAUCAAGAAGAGGGGUUUGGGGUUUCCCCGGAGCCAGGCGCCCCCACCCCCUUUGUCUUUUCUCCAAAUCCAGGCAGGACAGAACAGAGAGAUGAGAAACUAGGAGGCUGGGAGGGAGAAUGGGAAGUGCACUCUGUGUUCUGUGCUGUGCUGACAGAUGAACGGUCCUUUUCUGAUUGGCUCCGAACGGCGGCGGAUGUCUCCUGGAUUCCAGCAGGGCAUUCAGAACCGAAGGGUUGGAUGCAGGCUCCAUGCAGGGACAGGGAGCUCAGCCGUCCCAUGUGCUGAGGGAAGACCAGCAGCCCUGACUCAGUUUAGGACAUCAGCCAUGGAUGGAUGGCUAAAAGGGAGGCGUUUUGGCCAGAGAGCGACCAUAGACAGUUUCUAAAUUGCUGGCAGGAAUGUGAAGUGUGUGUGUGUGUGUGUGUGUGUCGGGGGGGUGUGUGUGUGACUGACAGAACCAAGAUAGUCUGUGUCCCCCCCUCCUGCUUCCCCCUGUGUGUAUGUGUGUGCUGGCCCAGAAUGUUGAGGGAACUCGUUUGUUGAGUGAGUUGUUCUGAAUACCAGGCUAGGACUGUUUGAAAUGUCCUUUUGUUUACUCAGAGACCUCCUAUUCAUCUUUCAAUACCCAUCACAAAAAUCCCCUCCUUAAAAACAAUUCUGACUUCCCCAACUUCUUGCCCUUCUCCAACUAGGCCCUGGUGUCACAAGACUGGAGUGUGUGUACCUGGCUCUAAAACUCCUAAACUUCUUCAAGGCUGAGGCAUCAUCGGAACCCAAGCUUCCCCAGGAGCAGUGAAGGUCAUGAUGCCUUGAAUUGUGUGUUGAGAGUGGCCGUGGGGUCUGCAUGUGACCCCACAUCCACACGCAUGCCUGUCGUUACAAUUCCCCCUACCCUGACAGACCCCCCCACACACACAGCAGGUGACCAGGCUAAACCUCAGGACACAGUAGAUGAAGACAGUAGAGGGGUGGGCUCUGAGCUCAGGACAGAGAGGAAGCUACUCAGGGCUGCUGGUCUGAGUCACCACCAGGACAGACCUGGGCUCUCUAGGACACACUGGGAUGCAGGUCCGACUGGCCUGCUGCAGGGAGUUUGAGGCUGGAAAGAGCUACAUCCGCCCACAGGAGGGGCAGGACUGGCUGGGUGAGGCAGAUAAGGGGAGAGGGGAAGAGCAGUGGAAAGAUGCGGGUCCAGGUUCAUCCAUGCCCAACGCAGAAUCCCCCAGGGAGGGGCGGCCAGUCACGCACUGUUCUAGGUUCUAUCCCCAACCCUGAAAAAUUAAAGAGGGCCUGUAGUCAGCUCACCCCAUCCGGAAGGGUCAGCACUUCAGGGGUGUCCUCUGUACCCUGGCCCCUCUUGGGCCUCAAGACCAAUUGCCUUGCCUGCCCCAUCAGACAUGCAAAAAAAAAAAAAAAAAAAAAAAAAAAAAAAAAAAAAAAAAAAAAAAAAAAAAAAAAAAAAAAAAAAAAAAAAAAAAACAANAAAAAAAAACAAAAAAAAAAAAAAAAAAAAAAAAAAAAAAAAAAAAAAAAGAAAGAAAGAAAGAAAAAAAAAUCAAAAGCACCCAGAACUCCUUGGGACCUCUCUCAGCUGGGACCUCUCACCUAUGGGGUCCCAAGGGCAGCCCUGCUGGGGGUGGAGUCAUGGUGCCCGGGGCCAGCCCAGCCCACCCCCAGCAACUUUCAGGACCAAAGCUGGCUCUGGGGACCCAAUCCUCUCCUCUUUGCCUUUUGUUUUAAAAAGUGAAUUGGGUUGACACUGUUGGGGGUGCAGGUGACAGGGAGGGUUCCCUGUACCCCAGAAGGUUCCUGACCCCAACCCCUGCCGUGCAGCCCAGGGAACCCCUCCAUUAGCCUUUCUUCGCAUGUGACUGCAGAUGUGGAAUCUGAGAGUUGUUUGGUUUUUUCCUUUCCUGUUUUUUGGGAGGGUCUUUUAGGUCCACCCCGGUUAGUCCAGCAUCUUCCAAGAAACCCUCAUUUCUCAGUCAAUCUGUGACUUAGGACAUGUAUUCAAAACACCCGGGGAGUGUUCAUGAGUGCAUGGCGUUGAGAUGUUUUGCACUAUUCUGACUUUUUGGUCUCUGUAAAAAAUAUUUUAUUAACAUUAAAAAAAAAAAAGAAAGAAAAAGCGCAGUGCCUCAGGGUCCGGCUGGCUUUGCUUCCUUUGACAAAACCUCUGUGGGCCCAGGGGAAGGCAUAAGGUGCUUGCUGCCAAGCCUAGGGACCCACACAGCGGGGACUGGGAAACUGGCCUUUGAUCCCCACUGUAUCACAGCCCACGUGCUGUCCUCCCACACACUAAAAACAAAACAAAAGCUGGGGACCAGCACAGUCAGGAGACUAGGCUGUGGCUGAACUGAGGAUGCUUUUCUUGUCUACUCGGCCAGCCAGCAUACCCAUAGCACCCCAAAGAAACCAAGGCUCAGGGGCCCAGAAACAGCUGAUGUCUGCUGUGCGUAUUUCCGGCAGGGAGGCAGCAGUCCUGAGAACAUGGCCAGCGUCUCUUUAGGCUCUACCAUCACACACAAUCUGUGUGAGUUUACAGAGUGUAGGGAGCGUGCCCCCAGGCCACAGCCCUAGACCCUGAUAACUGGUGUGAUCUGACCCAGGAAGUCCUAGCAGGGGCGUCUGUCCUGUCUCUAGCUGUCAGUCCACACAGCCUAAAGUGAUCUCUACUCAGAGUUGACAGCAGUGAGGCCCAUGUCUUUAGGGUGGGUCCCUAGGCAGGUGGCCUGGGCUGGGCAGAGUCGGCUGUCAGGCUCCAUGGGGCCUUGAGCCCACAGGAACUGGGACCAGCAGCCCAGUCUCCCUGUCCCAGGGUCCACAGCAUUUGCUCUGUCGCCCCCCGGUGGGCUCCUUCCGUGAACAUGGCAUUUGUUUCCUUGGGAACAGACUGUGAUGGACCCCACGGCAUCUUGGAGAAUCCACCAGCCACUCCCAGGAUGCUUUAUGGGGUGGGGGACAUGGGAUCCCCAGUACAUCCUGACCCACACUCCCUUAAGUGCUUGGAAGUCUGCAUAACAUGUACCUUCAAGAACCCUGCCCCCGGGGGCUGGAGAGAUGGCUCAGUGGUUAAGAGCAUUGCCUGCUCUUCCAAAGGUCCUGAGUUCAAUUCCCAGCAACCACAUGGUGGCUCACAA
This is a messenger RNA of Alexandromys fortis (reed vole), 8833 nucleotides long. It is a transcript of the gene Unc13a, whose product is annotated as unc-13 homolog A. The transcript is spliced from 41 exons. Gene Ontology annotation, molecular function: calcium ion binding; diacylglycerol binding; syntaxin-1 binding. The record is from RefSeq and is a predicted model, not a curated record. Bases 67 to 5148 code for a protein of 1693 amino acids. Gene Ontology annotation, biological process: neuromuscular junction development; synaptic vesicle priming; presynaptic dense core vesicle exocytosis. Gene Ontology annotation, cellular component: presynaptic active zone cytoplasmic component; plasma membrane; presynaptic membrane. NCBI's taxonomy places the organism in Eukaryota, Metazoa, Chordata, Mammalia, Rodentia, Cricetidae.